Exophiala viscosa is the source of this 1863-nucleotide messenger RNA. RefSeq names its product amidase. NCBI's taxonomy places the organism in Eukaryota, Fungi, Ascomycota, Eurotiomycetes, Chaetothyriales, Herpotrichiellaceae. The transcript is spliced from 2 exons. The record is from RefSeq and is a predicted model, not a curated record. Bases 174 to 1856 code for a protein of 560 amino acids.
GGCUUCUGAUUUCGACGCUGCAUUAACCUGGCCAACGUUGUCUUAUAGGUAAGGUCAAGCCUUCUUAUCGUACAGGUAUUGUGCCCAUUUCUUCUCAGCUUGGUUCUCAGCUUUGUUGCCACUGUUUCACACCUAAUCCUUCCACGUUGCUUUCAUUCAAAACUUCUUCCAAGAUGGUCAAAGCACCGUGGCAGGACGUAGCACAAAUUGCUCAGGAUCUACGGGCCAAGUCCAUUGCGGACAUUAAACCUGCCAUUCCAGAUGUACCUAGCCAUGCUGAAAUACCGUUGAAUACGACAUCUAUCCCGAGAAAGUUGCUGGGAGAGGCCGAGCUCAAUAUCACCGAAAGCCCUCCAGAGGAGCUGUUGCGAUCGCUAGCUUCAGGACAGCUGAGUAGCGUCGAAGUCGUUACAGCAUUUCUUCGAAGGGCAGGUAUCGCUCAAACGUUGGCGAACUGCGUCACGGAAGUUCUACCCAAAGCCGCCAUUGAGCGAGCGACAUAUCUCGAUGAGUAUCUCAAAACCAAUAAGAAACCGAUAGGGCCUCUCCAUGGCCUUCCUAUCAGUGUCAAGGAGCAUAUUGGAAUGAAGGGCCUUGGUCUCAACGGUGGUUUCGUCAGCUGGUGGGACCACGUUGGUAAAGAAGAUGCCCACAUCAUCCAACUUCUUCAAAAUGCUGGAUGCGUGCUCUAUGUCCGAACCACACAGCCGCAGUGUCUGAUGCAUCUCGAAACCGCAAACAAUCUCUACGGCGUGACUGUCAACCCUUAUAAUCGCAACUUGACCUCCGGGGGUAGUUCUGGCGGAGAAGGAGUCCUGAUCGCUCUGAAAGGCAGUUGCUUGGGUAUUGGCACUGAUAUCGGAGGGAGCAUCCGCGCGCCGUCCGCCAACAACGGUAUCUGGGGCUUCAAACCGACUUCUUACCGUCUGCCCAUGGGUGGCAUGACGGCGCCCAUGGCGGGAUCAGAGCAGAUUGUUGCAGUCGUCGGUCCAAUGAGCGCCAGCUUUGAAGGCUGCCACGUCUUCAUGAAGACUCUGAUUGAUCAAAAGCCUUGGCUGACGGACCCAGCACUCCUCCCUAUGCCUUGGACAUACCCGCCCAAGGAAAGCUACCUCACCAAACCGGACGGGAAGAAGAAACUGAAAAUUGGCAUCAUCUGGAGCGAUGGUGUGGUGAAACCACAUCCGCCUGUAAUUCGAGCCAUCCAGGACUUGACCGCAAAGCUCAAAUCGAUACCAGAGGUCGAACUGGUCGAUUGGAAACCUUACAAACACGAUCUGGCAUGGGAUGUCAUUUCAGCAUUGUACUUCUGCGACGGAGCAAAGCAGGAGAAAGAGGCACUUGCGUCAAGCGGAGAGCCUUGGCUGCCCUUAACCGAGUUCAUCAUCAAGGAGCAACCACAGGUGCCGGACAGGGAAUUCACCAUUUCCGAAGUGUGGCAACGAACAGUCAAGCGCGACGAGUAUCGCAAGGAAUACGCGAAGGCGUGGAACGAGACAGCGCAGGACGGCUAUCCUGUCGAUGUCAUCCUUUGUCCCGUUGGACCCGGUGCGGCUCCGCCUCUGAAUCAGUCUAGGUACUGGGGUUACACUGCACAGUGGAACCUGCUUGAUUAUCCGGCCAUGAUCUUUCCAGUGACGCAGGUCGACCCCAAGAAGGAUCCCGUGGAGACAGGCUAUCAGCCACUGAACGCGAAGGACGAGUUCAACUACAAGUUGUAUGAGCCGGAGAAGUAUGUUGAUGCGCCGGUGUCGCUCCAGCUUGUGGGCAGGAGAUAUGACGAUGAGAAGGUGUUUGAGGCUAUGGAGUUCAUCCAGAAGUCGGUUGGCCAUUUGCCAUUGGAGUCAUUCAAGUAGAACCGAG